GAAACCACCAAACCAACUCUACACUACACACAAUCAUCAAAAUUCAAAUCCAAUAAAUUAACCAAAAUGUAAUGGCAUUGAUUAAUUUGAUCCACCCUUGAAAACCCAAUUCUUCCCUCUCCUCUUCUUCCUAUAUAUCACACUUUUUUCACUUCUCAAUCACCAACCAAACAACACAAACACUCCCUCGAAUGUCUCAUGUUGGUGCUGCCGAUACCAUGUCGUCUUCCUCGAUUAGCAGCGACACACCAUUUUUGGGUGCGAGACAAAUCAUGGAGCUCCAAGAAUUCACCCGAAAACCCAAACAUACCGUCUCCCACACUCUCGGCGAGCUUUUACAGCUCGUCGGCGACGCCCACACCUCGCCGGACCACCGCGUCCUCGUUAUGCCCUUACCGGAACCGGCCUCAUUUCCGUUCAUUCUCUCUUUUAACAAUCUUACUUAUAGCGUGAACGCUAGCCGGAAAAUGACAAUUCCGGCGUGCUUUAGGACCAGUGAUUUGCCGGAGGAGAGGAAGAUUUUGCUGAAUGAUAUCUCCGGGGAGGCGAGGGAAGGCGAGAUCAUGGCCGUUCUUGGGGCUAGUGGGUCCGGGAAAUCGACGCUGAUCGACGCGCUCGCUGAUCGGAUUUCGAAAGAGAGCUUGAAAGGGACUGUGACUUUGAACGGUGAAGUAUUGGAAUCGAAGCUUUCGAAAGUGAUUUCGGCUUAUGUCAUGCAAGACGACUUACUGUUUCCGAUGUUAACAGUCGAAGAAACUCUAAUGUUCUCGGCCGAGUUUCGGCUUCCGAGGACUCUCUCGCCGUCGAAAAAGAAAGCCAGAGUCGAAGCUCUGAUCGAUCAAUUGGGUCUGCGAAACGCCGCCAAGACGGUGAUCGGAGACGAAGGCCAUAGGGGAGUUUCGGGCGGCGAACGACGUCGUGUUUCGAUCGGAACCGACAUAAUUCACGACCCGAUCGUGCUUUUUCUCGACGAACCCACCUCGGGGCUUGACUCGACAAGCGCGUUCAUGGUGGUGAAGGUACUGCAGAGAAUCGCUCAAAGCGGAAGCAUAGUUAUUUUGUCGAUUCAUCAGCCUAGUUACAGAAUCCUCAACUUGCUCGAUAGUUUGAUCUUUUUAUCGCGCGGACAGACCGUUUUCAGCGGGUCUCCCACGAGUCUUCCGGCUUUCUUUUCCGAAUUCGGACAUCCAAUUCCGGAAAACGAAAACCGGAGUGAAUUCGCUCUUGAUUUUAUUCGAGAACUCGAAGAGUCUCCAACCGGAACCAAAAACCUAGUCGAUUUCAACAAAUCAUGGCGAAUCAAAAACAGUCUCUGCAGCUACACAAACAAUCGGCCAACCCAGUCUCUCAAAGAUGCUAUAAAUGCAAGUAUUUCGAAAGGAAAGCUAGUUUCAGGCUCGACAAGCGUGAAUUCUUCAGAUCUGACUACUUCUGUUCAGAAAUUCGCAAACCCAUUCUGGAUUGAAUCGAUCGUGAUCGCCAGACGAUCGAUAACAAACUCCCGUCGAAUGCCCGAACUCUUCGGGAUUCGACUAGGGGCCGUGAUCGUCACAGGAGUCAUCUUAGCCACAAUGUUCUGGAAACUCGACAAUUCCCCAAAAGGAGUACAAGAGAGAAUCGGUUUUUUCGCAUUCGCAAUGUCGACAACAUUCUACACAUGCGCAGAAGCCAUACCAGUGUUCCUAAUGGAACGCUACAUCUUCAUGAGAGAAACAGCUUACAACGCGUACCGCCGAUCCUCCUACGUCUUCUCUCAUGCCAUCACCACAAUCCCCUCAAUCUUCUUCCUGUCCCUGGCCUUCUCCCUCAUCACUUUCUUCGCCGUAGGCCUCGCAGGCGGCCUCCCCGGCUUCGCCAUGUUCUUCCUCUUCGUCAUCGCCGCAUUCUGGGCCGGCAGCUCAUUCGUAACCUUCCUCUCCGGCGUCGUCUCCCACGUAAUGUUAGGCUACACCGUAGUCGUCGCAAUCUUAGCCUAUUUUCUCCUCUUCAGCGGUUUUUUCAUAACCCCGGAUCGAAUCCCCAAGUACUGGUUGUGGUUUCACUACAUGUCUUUAACCAAGUACCCGUAUGAAGGCGUUUUACAGAACGAGUUUAGCGACCCCAACAAGUGCUUUGUGAGGGGGGUGCAGAUCUUCGAUAACUCGCCGUUGGGGACGGUGCCGGGGGCGCUGAAGCUGGAGUUGUUGAAGACAAUGAGCAAGACUCUGGGCAUGAAUAUUACUAGCUCUACUUGCUUGACUACUGGUUCUGAUAUAUUGAGGACUCAAGCUGUUACUGAUAUAAGUAAGUGGAAUUGCUUGUUGAUCACUGUUGGGUUGGGGUUUUUCUUUAGGAUUCUGUUUUAUUUUGCUUUGUGUUUUGGAAGCAAGAAUAAGAGAAGCUAGAAGAUUUGGGAUUGUUAUUGUUGUUGUUGUGGGAUUUGGGAACGAUUGGAACUGCAGACAAUGAGAUUUGGCGGGAAUGUGACUUUGUAAUUUUAAUUUUUUUUAAAUAUUUAUUAAGGACUUUAAUUAUAGAUUUUAAUUUAGUUUCAAUAAUGUUAUGUAUCAUGAAAGAAAUAUCAUAAAAAAGUCUUUAUGAAGAUUUUUUACCUUCUGAUUAA
Camellia sinensis is the source of this 2602-nucleotide messenger RNA. RefSeq names its product ABC transporter G family member 20. Gene Ontology annotation, biological process: transmembrane transport. Lineage: Eukaryota; Viridiplantae; Streptophyta; Magnoliopsida; Ericales; Theaceae. The record is from RefSeq and is a predicted model, not a curated record. Gene Ontology annotation, cellular component: membrane. Gene Ontology annotation, molecular function: ABC-type transporter activity; ATP binding; ATP hydrolysis activity.